AUGACGACGCAGCAGGAAAGAAGAAGACCUCCUAGACUCGAGAACGAAGUCGUUUUCGAGCAUUCUGACGGAGGAGACAUCGACGACAAUAAUAACGACAGAGCUGAGCCACAAGAAGAAGGAAGGCUCGAACUCGAGCAUUGGCUAAACGUCCUAAAGAAGCUGGUCGAGUCGAAGCGCAAAGUUCCCGAAAUUAAGAUCAACAUGCACGACCCCAUGCAAGACAAGGGCCAUUUUUUCGAUGUUCGUUCCGUUUCGCCAAAGGUUUGCACAAUAGAGACAGCUGCCCAGCUGUGCUGUCGACAGCUCCUUUUGAUAUCUCUACGUGCUCACUAA
Messenger RNA from Haemonchus placei, 336 nucleotides. The record is from the annotation of a GenBank genome assembly. Lineage: Eukaryota; Metazoa; Nematoda; Chromadorea; Rhabditida; Trichostrongylidae.